CGUCAAAACAAGAAAAAAAAAUCAAAAUAUUUUGUUGUUGCAUGAAAAACCUGAGACGAUAAAACUAAACUCAGUGAAAUAAUGAGUUCGAAAAAUAUUUUUUCGAAGCAUCUACCCAAUGUGAAGCUUGCAACGCGUUUUGAUGCCGACGGAAAUGAAAUCCAGGUCGAACGCCGCGAAGAUGAGGAGCAGAAGCGGAAAGAACAGGAAAUUAUCGACAUUCUCGUCGGAGCCGGAUAUUACCGGGCCCAUAUUCAGGGACUUUCAAUGUUUGAUAAAAUCGUGGGCGGGAUGACAUGGUGCAUCGAAGCUUGCGACUAUGAUGUCGACGUCGAUUUGCUGUUCCACGAGAAUCUGACUAUUGGACAGAAGAUCGCACUGACGGAGAAAAUUGUGGUUGUUCUACCGAAAAUGAAGUGUCCCUUCCAGCUUGAGCCCCACCAAAUUCAGGGGUUGGAUUUCAUCAACAUCUAUCCGGUGGUGGAAUGGUUGGUCAAGCGUUCGGCCGAGAACCGAAGUGAAAAGGCAGAGAAACUGAAAAAACUUGCAGCUUCCCAGUUUCAGAAUUAUUUCACUCUUCAAUCUGAUCUGGCGGCGAAACAAUUGCACACCAAGCAGUUGGAUAAUCUCAAAACGAUCGAGGAUCGUUACAUUCCGAAGAGACAAUUCAAAAGAAAGGAAAAAGGACCGGACGAUGUGAUGAGUCGGGUGAGAAUUACAUUGAUGGAGUAUGGAACGAGGGAUUUCACGGCCAAAACCAAUGUAGACAUAGCGGAGAUUGACGAUGCGCAUGAAUCGGAAGAUGUUUUCGGGAAAAUGCUCGAGAAAACCGAGCAGGAGCUUGAUUUCGAUCAGUUAUUCAAAAAUUUAUCAGUUGCAAAAGAGCAUAAUCUGGUUGGUGAGUUGACCGAAACAGAACGGAACGCACUGAAUCAGAACUACGAGGAUCUCAAGAGGGAAAUGUCUAUCGACACCAGCCAGCUUUCGGAACAGAACAAAAUAAAAACAAUGUUGGCAACGAAACUAGCUUUGACGAAAAAUCUGGAUCGAAUUAGGGCGGAAAAAAGUCAACUGCAAGAAGUUGUCCGUUUGGAACAGCAAGAUUUGGAGGAGCUGAAACGGGAGAAGGAAUCACUCCAGGAGGAGAUACACAAUCUCGAUAAUGUGGAAAUCAGUGAGGAGAAUCAGAAAAUUCUUAGCUACGUCCAAGAGUUAAUCCUAAAGAAUGAAACAAUGAAACAGCAGGAGACUGAGUUUAAGGAAAAAUGUAAAAGAGAACUAAUUGAACUGCAGGAUAAAAUACAAAAAGCAGAAGCAGCUGCCUCCGAUGAGAAUAUCGAUGAAUAUCAGAAGCAGCUAGAUGUGGAACAGGAGCGAUUGAAAUCGCUGCGAUUGCAACUAGCUAAGAAGAAUCGCGCAUACGUCUCCAUCAAUCGACAAAUGGAUAACAUUCCCGACCGUACAGAAUUGGCCCAGUAUCAGAGGCGUUUUCUUGAGUUAUAUAAUCAAGUCAGUGCAAAACAUCGUGAAACGAAACAGUUUUAUACGCUGUACAACACGCUGGACGAUACUAAACUAUACUUGGAGAAGGAAAUGUCCUUGCUGAAUUCGAUUUAUGACAACUACGGCAAUGCGAUGCUAUCAUUCAGUUCGAGGGAGCAGUUUUUGCAACAAUUUGAGAAUAUUGUCGAGGGGAUUCGCGUUAACAAGACAAAGGUUAAACGAAAAUGCGAUGACGAGCGGGCCAAACGUGACGGUCUUAAUGCUCAGUUACUGUGUCUUGUGGAACAGCAGCGAAAGUAUGCUGCGACUGUUAAACAGCUGACCGUCGAAUGUCAGCGGAACGAGGCCCUUCUGGCGCGAUAUCAUCAGCUGCAAGCUGCUGCAGACCAAACCGGAGCAAUGCAAGAGGAAUAAUUUCACAAUCUAUAAUUAUCAUUAUCGUACACAAGUGCAUUACAAAUAAAUAAGUUUAUUCUA
Molecule: messenger RNA, 1980 nt
Organism: Toxorhynchites rutilus septentrionalis
Lineage: Eukaryota; Metazoa; Arthropoda; Insecta; Diptera; Culicidae
Gene: fidipidine
Product: coiled-coil domain-containing protein 93
Exons: 8
Coding region: 82-1917 (611 amino acids)
Biological process (GO): Golgi to plasma membrane transport
Source: RefSeq, a predicted model, not a curated record